GAAGAUCCAUCACAAUGAAAGUUCUUUGUGGAAAUGAAUAACCAGAGAACAAUGGCUUUGAAUAAGAUUUUGAUCCUCCUGUGUUGGCGGUUGAUGGUAACUACAGCGCGCAAUUCUUCGUGUCCACUCCUUGGUGCCACAGGAGUCAGACGCGAUUGGUGGAUGCACCUUCAUGGAGGAUAUUAUCUAAAACAUCUAAAGGACGACAAUCGUUUCCAAAAUAACAUAGAUUUUGAAACGAAUUAUUUAAAACACUUUGAUGCCCCAAGAAACUUUGGAAUAUUCUAUGGUCAAAGACUWUCUGCAUAUUUUAUWCCYAUGGCGAGUGGGACWUAUACGUUCAUUGCUACGUGUGACUCUGAAUGUGAGAUUCUUUUAAGUGACGAUGAAAAUCCAGCUCGCAAGCGAGUAAUUAUUAAUAUUGAUCAAAAUCACAGAACGAAGUACAACGAAUGGGACAGCGUCGCUAGUGAAAACCAGGCUUUAGUCAACUUCAUUCAACAUGCCGAGGAUUAUUUAACAUGGAAAUCAUUGCACUGUGAUUUAAUACAGCUGGAAUGUGGUUAUCUCUGUGGAGCRGACAGUGUUGGGACGAUAGUACGAGAAAUUGACCCUGWAACUAAACUUUGUACCAUGCCAAGAUCAACGUURCCAACAACAACAUCAACAAUAGCAUCAACAACAACACAAAUUACAACAAAGAGAACUGCCAAACCUAAAACAAUGAUACCUAGAAAUCUCCUGGAACAUCAACAGGUUUCUGUUUCUUCAGUACAAAUGUCUAUGCAUUUCUCAAACCAAUUCCCUGAACCAAUAAUCUUCUAUAUCUUUGUUUUUUCAGCUAUACAUCUGAACAUCACAACCAAGAGCACAAGCUCCACAACAAUUCAAGUCUUCUGGAGCUUUAGGCGCGACAAAAUACCAACGAAUAUCGAAGGCUAUCGUCUGGACUACACCGAAAACCAUUCCACAGAAAAAUACAGCUCUUUUGUCGAAAGUGAUGUGAAGGCCGUUGAGCUGACAAGAUUAAAAAAGAACACUCUCUACUGCAUAAGAAUAUUUAUCAUUGUUGGAAGAAAAGAAAAGGAAAGUGAUGGUUGUCAUUAUGCUAGGACUCUUGAAGAUGUUCCCAGCAAGUCCCCAACUGUUCAAGUCCAAAAUAAAGCUCUGACGUCAAUACUUGUCACCUGGCAACCAAUAAACAAAAAUAGCGCCCACGGAAGACUUCAAGGGUACAAGAUGUAUAUUACWAAUAUGGACACCAAUGCAAGACCGGAAGUGAUAAAAACCGGAAGUGCGACUAACUCUAUGACUAUAAAUGGUGUGGCGAUGAAUGUUCAAUAUUGUGUUCGGUUGUUAGGAUUUACUGUCAAAGGUGAUGGCCCUUUGAGUCCUUGCGCGGUAAUACGAACAUGGACAGACGAUUUUUUACCAAAAAUGACGGUUCACAACUUCACUAGCACUACCUCCAUCAAUAUCACGUGGGACAAUCUGCCAGGUUACCUAGCCGGUCACGUGAUUGCAUACAAACUCUCAUAUACCGUAAGCGAAUUAAAAGGAAAGCAGGUGCAACAGAGCUUUAUCCACCUGAUUAAUGUAACAGCCAAUACGAAAGAGUUAUCCAUUGGUGGUUUAACCAUUUUUACUGUGUAUCGGUUUGAGGUGAGACCGCUGACUAAACGUGGACUUGGGCUCACGUCUCGAGUGGCAUUUGGUGCAACGUGCCGAUGUCAAAAGUACCUCAAAGCCUUGUGGAGCCCAAUUCCCCCUUACGCGGUCGAAACAAGCACAGGGAACCCAACUGGAAUGAUACCAAARCUUCUAUCCACAAUGGUGGACACUUCGUGUGGACAAUGUCACGGACAUAAAUCAACAAAAAUCAUCUAUGAACUCAAAUCAAACAGAUUAAAGCGCGAUUUAGCACUCGAAGAUGAAGAGGCAGACUUUAUUUUUCCAAUCAGAAAGGCCGAUAAAAGAAGCAAAGACGAAUCAGAAGUUUAUAUUCCAUUACUCGAAGUUCCAGGAUUUGCGUUUCUGACCUCUGUGAAGAGUAAGCAAGAAUACGCUCAACAUAUCGCGACGUCGGUGUUUGAUUGUUGGCCGGUGUUGGCUAUUAGUUUGGCCAUGACGCUGUUAUCUGGUGUACUAUUAUGGUUUAUUGAAUUAAUAGAAAAUCGUAUUUAUCCCCGCCGCACAAACGUUUUCAGAGGUAUMAAUGAUGGAGUUUGGUGGUCUUUCGCUACCAUGACAACAGUAGGAUAUGGUGAUCAAAUACCACGUACAAACGGGGGCCGUUGCUUUGCAAUCAUUUGGCUGUUUAUAGGGAUCGUGCUGGUUGCCUUGCUUGUUGGYUCAAUUACUUCAUCACUGUCUGUGAAAAUCCUCAAAGAGCAAUUGUACGUCAAGCGAGAUAAAAAGAUAGCUUCGGUAGAAGAUCCACUUGACUACAAUGUACUWAUGCAUGUCGAUGAAAGAGCAUCAACAAGAACCACCUACCAAGACAUGGAGAGUCUAAUAAAAGCUUUAAAACAGGGAAAUACGGAAGGUAUCAUUGUGGAUAUGUACUUGGCGGGAUUUCGUACCGACCUGUUCAACGGAUCUUGGUAUAAAGUCUCCAGUAUUUUAGACCGAAAGUUCUUCUACGGUGUAAGCAUUAAUGGAAAUGCAGCUUCUCUAGCGAAAAGGUUCAAAGAUUACUCGUUGAAGACGUACGAAGUUGAAUUGAAAUUAUUACAAGAAGAAAGACAAAAAGAAAAAGUAUCGAAUCAAUUCAASAUCCAUUCCCAAACAGUCCGCAAGGACAUCGAUCUUUUGAAUCCUCGMACUCUACUCUACCAGAUGACAAUAUUUUUUUCACUGACUGUCCUGGGAAGUGUGGGGAUCCUWGCUAUCCUUGUCCACUCAUGGAAGAAAAACAGAAAAAGAGAAAAGAAAAAGGAAUUGGAGAAUGGUAAGAAUGAAAUACAAGAUCCCCGYGAAGAAUAUAUUCAGCUCAAACAAGAAAUGAAGACAAUGUUAGACAACUUUUAUAGACAGUUUGUAGCAACUUACRUCAAACUAAAGCUAAAACAUCGACAAGAGAAGCUAGACUUUAUCAACUACAAAAAACAGCGAAUGUAUGAAAUCGUUUGGUUGUAAAUAUUAUGAUUACUAGCUUCAAGACCGGGCAUAUCUAUCUGUAUAUAUAUAAAUAUUAUUUGUUUAUCUAACUCAUACAUCUUUUUCGAAAAUAUCAUCUUCGUAUGUCAUACUUUAGGAAGUUUGCAUUGGCGAAUUUCAAUUUUUGUAACAGAAUCACAGUUGUACAAAAAUUAAAGCUUCAAAUACAAUUUAUACA
Messenger RNA from Exaiptasia diaphana, 3337 nucleotides. RefSeq lists its product as uncharacterized. Gene Ontology annotation, biological process: potassium ion transmembrane transport. The coding region runs from base 34 to 3138 and encodes 1034 amino acids. Lineage: Eukaryota; Metazoa; Cnidaria; Anthozoa; Actiniaria; Aiptasiidae. Gene Ontology annotation, molecular function: ligand-gated monoatomic ion channel activity; delayed rectifier potassium channel activity; protein binding. The record is from RefSeq and is a predicted model, not a curated record. Gene Ontology annotation, cellular component: membrane; voltage-gated potassium channel complex. The transcript is spliced from 16 exons.